This is a messenger RNA of Hevea brasiliensis (rubber tree), 1540 nucleotides long. RefSeq names its product potassium transporter 5-like. The coding region runs from base 771 to 1217 and encodes 148 amino acids. The transcript is spliced from 2 exons. Gene Ontology annotation, biological process: potassium ion transmembrane transport. Gene Ontology annotation, cellular component: membrane. NCBI's taxonomy places the organism in Eukaryota, Viridiplantae, Streptophyta, Magnoliopsida, Malpighiales, Euphorbiaceae. The record is from RefSeq and is a predicted model, not a curated record. Gene Ontology annotation, molecular function: potassium ion transmembrane transporter activity.
UAUGUGAUUUAAUAAAUAAAUAAAUAAAUAUUAAAAUAAUUUAUUAUAAUUUUAGUUACAAUUAUUUAUAAAUAAAAUUUUAUUUUUAAAAUAAAAAUUUAAAAAUUUAAAGAAGAAUAAUGGAGUUGUUGGGACUUGGGAGGGCCAUGGCCGCCUUUGUCCCAACAUAGCUUUGUCAUUGCUGACAACAUAGCUGUCACUUCUGGAAUGAGAUGCCGUUAGACAUUUUCCCUCUAGCUGACAAUUCAAAGGUUGCAGACGCCAAAGGUCAUCCACUCCUUACCAAUUCAGAACGUGACAUAUUUUGAGCUUGAAAUGGUUUGCAAGGAUCCACUAACUCCUCAACCCACGACUCCUAACAACUAUUGACGUGGAGCAGCGGUCGUUGUCGUUAAACAAUGCAUCCAGCUGUAACGAGGAAGAAUCCUCAAAGUCUGAAUGGGUUUCACCUGAGCCCAAAGCCCAAAUUGACUCGGUUUCUUCUGAUGGUAGCCCAAGUUUAGACGGUGACAUACCUCUAAUUUCAUAGUAAAUAGAAUUCUAAAGCGGCGAAGUAAAUCCAGAUCUGUUGUUGAUUUCGGGGAUCUCCAUCUUCUCGGUGGGAAAAGUAAGCAAGUGAAAAGCAAGUCAAAAUUGCUCUUUUAUGCAACGGACUGUGAUAUUCAAAGAAUGAACCAUCUUCUCCUGUCCGUCAAUCCAACCAAAAGGUGUCCAAUUAUAAGUUGGAGACACCAAAAGCGCUGGUAUAUCGCCAUGCCAAGAUUAAUACGAUGCCAAACCAUCAGGCUAACAAUAGAGAAUUGUCCAAUUAUAAGUUGGAGACGCCAAACCGCCGAAUGAAGAUGGCCUCAGCUGUAAAUUUAAUUCUCGAGAAUAGCGUACUAAUAAAGUUCUCUCUAUUGUUCAUGAGCAUGAUUAGAGUGUCCAUGGUUCUCAGUUAUGGCAUUCUCACACCCUGCAUAUCACUGUUAUUCACAGUUGAAUGUAUUAAGGAGGAUGAUCCUAGUCUUACUGAUAAUGCCAUCAUGUGGAUUUCAGUGGGAAUUUUGAUUUCCUUAUUUCAAAUUCAGAGGUUUGGAAUAGAUAAAGUUAGGUGUGUGAGGCAGCCUGAUGAAGUUUUUCUUGGUUCCUCGAAAGAAUUUUCUCAGAAAAAUGUUAGGCCUUCGUUGGUAGCUUGGUGGGAUCUCUUCGGAACAAAGUUGGCAUUUGUCAAGUGAGAUCUUAGAGGAACAGAUAGAACAGUAUUGUCGGUUGCUUGUAAUUUUGCUCUGUUUUGUUCUUUCUCGUUUGAUGAGUCGGUAGCUGUUGAUUAGGCUGGAUUUUCUGUGAGUUUGUCUUCUGUUUUUGGUGUAAGAUAGAGCUAUUUCUCCUCUUCCUUUUCAUUAUCAUUAUAAAUAAAUUUUUUGCCUAUAAAAAAAUAUUAAGCAUAUUUAAAAUUUAUAAAAUCUUGAUAUGUCACAGAUGUGAGAUAUCACAAUUUCUUGACUUAAAUUUGUGCUUGCUACUGUUGUAUGCAAAUGCAAUUCUCAUCAUGAAGCUU